Molecule: messenger RNA, 1346 nt
Organism: Capra hircus (goat)
Lineage: Eukaryota; Metazoa; Chordata; Mammalia; Artiodactyla; Bovidae
Product: 2-acylglycerol O-acyltransferase 3-like
Biological process (GO): triglyceride biosynthetic process
Cellular component (GO): endoplasmic reticulum membrane
Molecular function (GO): diacylglycerol O-acyltransferase activity
Source: RefSeq, a predicted model, not a curated record
CUGGGCCUCCAGGGCAUGGCCCCUAGGCCAUCUCCCAGUCGCAAGAAGGGACCAGCCCAGUCCAACCCACUGGAGAAGUUCAUAAGUGAGAGCGGACUGGAGACUUCUGGGGCUCUGAUGAGAGUCUCCCCACACACACAGCCCCCUGCAAGCAAUCCUGGGACGCUCCAAGUGCUUGGCCACUCAGACCAGAAAGAUUUCUUGCGCUCCAACCAAAGCCUUCAUCACAUUUUUCCUGGUUUGGGAGCCCUGAUGGCUGAAGGGGAGCACCUGGGAGUCUCCACCACCCCACCACCCACCCCCAGCGAGAAAACCCUAAAGAAACAGUGGUUAGAAGUACUGAGCACCUACCAAUAUGUGCUCUGUUUCUGCUUCCUGGGCCUUUUCUUUUCCCUUGCUGGCUUCCUCCUCCUCUUCACCUCGCUCUGGUAUCUCUCUCUUCUCUACUUGGUAUGGUUAUUCCUGGACUGGGACACACCCCAGCAAGGUGGAAGGCGUUAUCAGUGGUUGAAGAACUGGAGUGCUUGGAAACACCUGAGCGAUUAUUUCCCCCUUAAGCUGGUGAAGACAGCAGAGCUGCCCCCAGACAGGAACUACGUUCUAGGAUCCCACCCACAUGGGGUCAUAGCCGUCGGAUCCGUCUGUAACUUUGCCACGGAGGGCACUGGCCUCUCGCAGCUCUUCCCAGGGCUUCGAUUCUCAAUGGCCGUGUUGAAUUGUCUCUUGUACCUGCCAGGCCAUCGAGAGUACUUUCUGUCCUGUGGAGCCUGUUCUGUGAACCGUCAGAGCCUGGAUUAUGUUCUGUCUCAAUCUCAGCUGGGCAGGGCUGUGGUCAUCGUUGUCGGAGGGGCCAAUGAGGCCCUGUAUGCCGUCCCGGGGGAGCACUGCCUCACUCUCCGGAAUCGGAAAGGCUUCGUCCGCCUGGCACUGAGGCACGGCGCCUCCCUGGUGCCCGUGUACUCCUUUGGGGAGAAUGACAUCUUCAGAGUUAAGGCUUUUGCCCCAGACUCCUGGCAGCAUCUGCUCCAAGUCACCAUCAAGAAGCUCCUGAGCUGCAGUCCUUGUAUCUUCUGGGGCCGUGGUCUCUUCUCAGCCAAGUCCUGGGGCCUGCUGCCCCUCGCCAGACCCAUCACCACUGUGGUGGGCCGCCCCAUCCUGGUGCCCCAGUGCCCGCAGCCCACCGAGGAGCAGGUGGACCACUAUCACAGGCUCUACAUGAAGGCUCUGGAGCAACUGUUUGAGGAGCACAAGGAGAGCUGCGGCCUCCCGGCUUCUACUCGCCUCACCUUCAUCUAGCCCUGGCCUCACCCCUCGCCACCUCACAGCCUGGCCCCCGCCCCCAGCCC